AUGAGUCUGUUAAACAAGCCAAAGAGCAAGAUGACUCCCAAGGAGCUGCAGAAGAGAGAGGAAGAGGAGUUUAAGACGGGGCCCCUCUCUGUUCUGACACAGUCGGUCAAAAAUAACACACAGGGCCUUAUUAACUGCUGGAACAACAACAAGCUGCUUGGCAGAGUCAAGGCCUUUGACAGGCAUUGCAACAUGGUGUUAGAAAACGUGAAAGAGAUGUGGACCGAGGUACCCAAGAGCGGAAAAGUCAAGAAGUCAAAACCUGUCAACAAGGACCGAUAUAUCUCUAAGAUGUUCCCUCGAGGGGACUCUGUGACUGUCGUACUUAGGAACCCACUGAUCACAGGCAAAUGA
This is a messenger RNA of Hypanus sabinus (Atlantic stingray), 354 nucleotides long. RefSeq names its product small nuclear ribonucleoprotein Sm D2-like. The record is from RefSeq and is a predicted model, not a curated record. Lineage: Eukaryota; Metazoa; Chordata; Chondrichthyes; Myliobatiformes; Dasyatidae. The coding region runs from base 1 to 354 and encodes 117 amino acids. Gene Ontology annotation, molecular function: RNA binding. Gene Ontology annotation, biological process: RNA splicing; spliceosomal snRNP assembly. Gene Ontology annotation, cellular component: U5 snRNP; U2 snRNP; precatalytic spliceosome. The transcript has a single exon.